This is a messenger RNA of Magallana angulata, 1782 nucleotides long. RefSeq names its product nucleoporin NUP42-like. NCBI's taxonomy places the organism in Eukaryota, Metazoa, Mollusca, Bivalvia, Ostreida, Ostreidae. Bases 242 to 1567 code for a protein of 441 amino acids. Gene Ontology annotation, molecular function: metal ion binding. The record is from RefSeq and is a predicted model, not a curated record. The transcript has 9 exons.
AUUCGAAUCGAAAGUGCACGAACUGAACGUGAACGUUUUUAGACUAUUUAGUUUUCGCUUGGUUUUAUAGACCAUGCUUUAUAAUGCUUACAACGAACAUAUGUUAGAUAUAACCAUUUAUGACUUGAGAAGCUUACAACGAAGUUUUUAACACCAAGUUCCCUUUUUAGGAAUUGUGGAUAUUGAGCUUGAAGUCGCAGCUUUGUGAAGAAGCUAGGGAACAUACAAUAACGAUUGCACAAUGGUUGUCUGUAAAUUUUUCAUGCAGGGAUAUUGUAGAUACGGUGAUAACUGCAAAUUUGAACAUCCAAGAGGAGGGAAUGCCGGCUAUGCGUAUGCUGCACAGAGACAGUUGUUUGGGGGAGGGGGAGGAGGAGGGGGUGGGGGUUCGAGGUUUAGUGGGGGUGGGGGUGGAACCAAUCCAUUUAAAUGGACUGCCAACGACUAUCAGAAAACACAGAACAAGCCAGUGGUACAGCAGGUGUCCCCAAAUGACUUAAUAAACACAUUAAUAUCAGAAGUAAAGGAAUGGGAAAGAAAUAAAAUGUGGCCAUUUUCCUGCAUUGGGUUUGAAAAAGACAGUCCCUGUGUUCCUGACUUUCAGGACACUUCUCCAGAAGAGCUAAGACAUCUUGCCUAUGAGGCUCAAAAAUCCAACAGCUUUCAAGGAUAUGUAGAGUAUGUUCAGAAUUUGAUGGCAGAUUUCAGCAAAAAAAGACAGAUGCUUGCAAAUGCAAAUAUGCGAACUAAACAGAAAUUGUUAUCCUUAAUUGAUGAGUAUAGACUAAGAAAAAACAGGUCAGGAAACAGUGGAUCAUACAACACAGUGUCCCUGUUCAGCAGCUCAGCUAAUGAAAAUUCAUCAUCUAGAUUUGGAGCAUCAUUUGGAGGAGAUUCCUCCAGUUUUGGAUCAUCAGGGAGUUUUGGUUCAACUGGGACACAAGGAUUUGGAGCAUCCGGAUCUGCAGGAACUUUUGGAGCUGGUUCUUCAUCAACUGGAGGGUUUGGUGUUGGGACCACUUCUGGAUCAAUGGGAGCCUUUGGAGUUAGUGAUGGGUCAUCUGGAGUUUCAGGGUCACCUGGAGGCUUUGGAUCUCUUGGAGGUUUUAGAGCAAACACAGGGUCAUCUGGAGGUUUUGGAGCAAAUUCAAGUUCCUCUGGAGGCUUUGGAAGUAGUGGAAGCUUUGGUGUAAAUUCAGGUUCUUCUGGAGGCUUUGGAAAUAGUGGAGGUUUUGGAGCAAAUUCUGGAGGCUUUGGUGCAGGAACAAGUAGUGGUGGAUUUGGUGCUACCUUUGGUACUCAACCACCUGCUAAUGCAAAUCUCAAUAACAAUGCAUUUGGAAAUAGCAAUGCGACCACAACACCAAUAGCUAAUGCAAAUCCAUUUGGAAAUCCCACAGGAAGUGCAGGUGCUUCCUUUCAAAGUCCUCAGCAAACAGCUGCUGCUUCCAAAACAUACACCCCAAUGGACAAACUGACUGCUGAAGAAUUGGCGGAAUUCCAGGCAAAUCAAUUUACUCUUGGGAAGAUUCCAACAAAACCACCCCCUAAAGAACUUUGCUUUUGAUUGUGUGUUAAAAUUGUGGACAAGAAAAUAAGCAUAUCCUUUCUAUGAAAGUUAUUCCUUUAUAGCAAUAAAAUUUUGGUGCUCUGUUCAGUGAUUGCACAUUUUAUGAAAUUGAAACAAUGAAUUGUGUAAAUGCAGAUUUUUUUGCUGAUUUUUUCUUGUUAUAAUUUAAACAAUUUUAUUUAAAUGAAACAAAUAAAGAAUUGAUGAACAUA